AUCCCACUGGAUGUGCCAAGCUGCUCCCCAGUUUUUGGGUGGCUCUGGAGCAGGGCACAGGCUGUCCCACAGCCGGGAGUGCUGCGGUGAGCGCUGGGCAUGGUCCCCACGGCGGGACAGGGACAGAGCUGGCCACAUGGCUGCAUUCCCAGGCAGGAAUCGGAGCGUGCUGCGUCUGGACAACACCAAAAUCGUGAAUUUCUGGAGCGGUUGGGAAGCGGAGCUGGGAACGAGCUGUGGGGCUGGGGUGGGCAAGGAUGGGGCUGGAAUGGGAUUGGGAUGGGGGUGGAGGGCUGGCAAUGCCCGCGGUGCCAGGCCCUGCUCUCGGCACUGCUUUGGGCUUUGCUCAGCCCCUCCAUGGCUGUGGCUGCUCCUCAGCUCCGAUGGCUGCCGGGGAAUUGAGGCUGUCCCCAUCCCGGGACCCCUUUCCCGCCGAGGGGCCCCUGUCUGGGGUGAAGAGGAGGAUGAAGGGGCUCAUCUCAGCCCCUCAAACCCUUCAUUCUCCCGGUGCUGGUCAGUGCUGUGACCCCACAGCCGCAGCAGUGCCCGUGGGGAGCUGGGAGGGUUGGGGGUCAGGGGCACCUCCCACCUCUGCUGCCGUUUUUUUGCACUGGAUUAAUGAGAACCAGAUUGUGCAGCCGGGAAAGAGCCUGGAAGCCAAAUCCUGCUGCUGGAGUCCCUCUCGGUCUCCUGCACGAAUCCUGGGAAUGGGCUCAGCCAUGGGCACGUGGCUGCUGCUCCUGGUGUUGCUGGCGGUGGCCCCGGCGCAGGCGGCAGCGCCCCGGCACCGCCUGGUGCUGCCGGACACCGCGGGCAGCGGGGACGGGGAUGAAGCAUCAGCCACGCUGCCCGCCCAGCCCGUCACCCCCCGGGUCAGCCCCACGGUGGGGGACGCGCCGGGGACCACGGUGACCAACAGCUCGGCGCCGGGCGUGCUGGACGGGCUGGUGGAUUUCUUCAAGGAGUAUCUGCUGCUGGUGGUGGUGGUGGGCUCGCUGUCCUUCGUCCUCCUCUUCAUCAUCUGCGCCGCCGUCAUCGUCCGGCAGAAGCACAAGGCCUCUGCCUACUACCCCUCCUCCUUUCCCAAGAAGAAAUACGUGGAUGAGCAGGACAAGUCGGGGGGAGCGCGGGCGUUCAGCGAGGUGCCCGAGAAAGCCCCCGAGGCGGGCGCGGAGGAGCCGCUGGACGGCAGCCGGCAGCUCCAGGCAGACAUCCUGGCUGCUGCCCAGAACCUCAAAUCCCCCCACAAGGCACCGCUGGCCAACGAGGCCCGGGGUGAGCAGAAUUCCCCUCAGGAGAAGGAGGAGGAGGAGGAGGAAGGAAGGAAGAAGUUGGGGGAUGAGCAACCCAAGCUCCCUGCCCAAAAUCCAGGUGUGGAGGAGGCGGCGAGCGCAGGAAGCAAGGAGACCCCAGAUGCGUCCCAGGAUGGCUCCCAGGCUCCCCCUGGAAUCUGAGGCAGGGACACAGUCCCUGAGGAGCUGCUGGCUUGGGACACGUGAUGGACAUGGUGGAUCAGGUUCUGUACGUACGUGGUGGCUCCAGGAAGCCCCGAUGAAGAUCCCGUUCCCGCCCAGCUCUCCCAACCCUCGUGCUGAUGGGAUGCUCAUGGGGGGGAUUUGCCAGCUGGUGGCUUUCCCCAGCACUGGAACGCUGUCAGCCCCAGCUCCUGCUGCUCAAGGGGCCUCUCCCACCCCAGGAACUGGGUGGGUGCAUCCCCCCAGCUCCAGCUCUGUCCCCACUGUGCCACCAGCUUCCUCCCAAAUCAGCAGCAGCCUGGUCCGUGCCGGGCUCCUGGCUGGGAGCUGUGUCCCUCUGGGACGAGGGACGGGAGCGGGGCUGGAGGUCUGUAGGACAUGGGUCAGCUUUGCCCAUGGCCACCCAAGGGAAAGAGAGAUGAGGGGACAAGCUCCCUCCUUUCCUUCUUUCACCCCGGAGUCCAGCUGGAUUUUUGCCUCACUUCCUGAACCCCUUCAGCUAGAAAUAAACAUUUCCUCCGCACAGCUCCUCUCCCGUGUGUCUCUGCAGCUGAGGGGUGGCCAGGGGACAGUCCUCAUGUCCCUGUGCUCCUCCAGGGGCAGGGAGUUAUCAGACCCCACAUCAGCACAUCACGUGCCCUUCCAGGAAACCUUUAUCUUGCACCCACAGCUGUGGGGCUGAGGGGGGGCUGUGGGGGACUCAGCCGCAGCACUGGGGUGCAGCUGCUGCAGUGGGGACAGCAGGGAAACCUGCAAGGUGAGAGGCUGCUCUGCCCCAAAAGCAGCACACCCCUGCAGCCUCCUGGGUCCCUGUGUUUUAUCCCAUUAUGUCCCUGCCUCAGAACAACCUUCCCCUGGGAAGAGUGUGCCACCACAAAUAGCUGAUUUUGCCCCAGAGCAGAUGUGAGCGUGUGAAGUUUCCCGGAUUCUUUUUUUAAACUGGGGGAUAGCAGGAUUGUUCCGUGAGGGAAAGGCACGUUCCUCACGGCUGGAGGGUGCCAGGAGCUGAGGAACCACAAGAGGGACCUUGUGAGUGACAAACCUGCAGCAAUGUGUGACCUGUGUUAAAAAUUACAAAUACUGUGCUCAGAUGGAGCAGAACGAGACAAUUAUUUUUUUAAAUGUGGUUUUAAAUUUUUAACAACACCCUCAGUACAAAAAAUGGGAAGUGAGGUGUCUUGUGGGGGGUUAGAAGGUGAAAAGGUGAGGUUUGCCAAUGUGUUGUCUGCUUGGUUUGGAAAUACUCCCCUGGAAAAGAGGAACUCUGGGAGUUCCCCCUCAGCUCUGCAUUCCAGCUCUGCUAUUCCCCACUGGGGUUCCAGACUGAGGGAAUUUUAGAGAAUCCUGGAGUGAUUUGGGUUGGAUGUUAAAGCCCAUCUAUUUGCAAAUCCCUUCCUUGGGCAGGGACACCUUCCUCUAGCCCAGGAUUUACAGCUGUAAGAGAGCACCUGGUGAGUGAAAAAGUGAAAUUCUUAGAGAGAACACCCCAAAAUUUCCUCAAACACGAGCUUCAAAAAUUAAGCAGCGACAGGAUGGGAGCAGAAACCACCAGUGUUUCCUGGCCACUUUUCCCUUUGGCACCUGCAAAGGGUCCCAGAAUUCCAAGAGCAGGAAUUUGCCCCUGGAUUGCGACACCAACCCUGACGCAGCCGGAGCCAGGGGCGGCCCCACAGCUCUCGAACACACAUCCAAACCAGGGCAACAUUUCCCACUAAAUUCCAUAAAAUAUUAGGCAAAACUAGACAUCUUCUCAAAAAAAAAAAAAAAGAAAGAAAAAUAAAAAUGAAAGUGCAGCCCUUCUAGUACCAGACAGCGG
Poecile atricapillus (Black-capped chickadee) is the source of this 3291-nucleotide messenger RNA. RefSeq names its product transmembrane protein 119 (gene TMEM119). The transcript is spliced from 2 exons. Gene Ontology annotation, cellular component: plasma membrane. NCBI's taxonomy places the organism in Eukaryota, Metazoa, Chordata, Aves, Passeriformes, Paridae. The record is from RefSeq and is a predicted model, not a curated record. Gene Ontology annotation, biological process: positive regulation of osteoblast differentiation; positive regulation of osteoblast proliferation; ossification. The coding region runs from base 258 to 1454 and encodes 398 amino acids.